Messenger RNA from Triticum dicoccoides, 610 nucleotides. Its product is annotated as auxin-responsive protein SAUR71-like. Bases 207 to 494 code for a protein of 95 amino acids. NCBI's taxonomy places the organism in Eukaryota, Viridiplantae, Streptophyta, Magnoliopsida, Poales, Poaceae. The record is from RefSeq and is a predicted model, not a curated record. The transcript has a single exon. Gene Ontology annotation, biological process: response to auxin.
CGAGACUAUCCACGCCAUGACUUUGACCACCUACGUAGGAUGAAGCACACGUCCUGCUCCUGCUACUACUUCCCGGCCGUAUAAAUGUACUGGCUCGGCCUCAUCAUCUCUCCCCAGCGCCAACCCUAGAAACCACCGCUCGCGGCAGCUCCAGGUCUCCAACCCCGAGGCGGUCGAGCGGUCUGACUUGUUCUUUAUUGGUCGCCAUGGCGUGGAGGCAGAAGAACGGCGGCGAGUCGUCGUUGUCGCCCGGCGCCUCGCCGUGCCGCGACAACGAGCGGGAGAAGGUCCCCAGAGGGCACGUCCCGAUGGUCACCGGCUGCGGCGCGCGCGUGGUGGUGCCGGUGAGGCUGCUCCGGGACCCGUGCAUCGCGGAGCUGCUCGACAUGGCGGCGCAGCAGUACGGCUACGGCCAGCCCGGCGUGCUGCGGAUCCCGUGCGACGCCGGGCAUUUCCGCCGGGUCGUCGACGGCGCGCUGCACAGAGCCGACUAGCCGCCCGGCGUCACUAGAGCAUGUGUGAAUACGUAUGCAGCAGUGCCAGUGUAGAAGAAUAUAUAAUUGGAUAUAUGAAGUCUAUUAUUUGAUUGUUCAGUUCUUUUGUACAUGAA